Messenger RNA from Striga asiatica, 546 nucleotides. NCBI's taxonomy places the organism in Eukaryota, Viridiplantae, Streptophyta, Magnoliopsida, Lamiales, Orobanchaceae. The record is from the annotation of a GenBank genome assembly.
GAACAACGGAGGAUUCCGAUAUAUGCUCUACGCCGCCAUGCUCGACCCGACCGGCUAGAUUGGCUUAGGCGAGACCACGGCCAGUCCGACUUCUCCGUCACAGCUGAUAGGCCUGUGAUUUCUCUACCUCUUUUUCUUCCAUCAGAGCAAUUGAAAAGGUAUGCCUCAUUACCAAACCCUCUCGGCAGCACUUGCUGCAUGAAAAUGACUUCCUCGGCAUUAUCCAUGACUCUCGAGAACGGGACGUUGGGUAGGUCGGCUGACAGGUACCCGAGAUUGAAACCCGUGACAAGAGCACAUGUCGUAUCGAACGUGAGCCUCUGUAAAUUGUCUGUCUCUGCGCAGGUAGAUAAGGUAAAAUGUGAAAUAGCAAAGAUGGGACCUUUUGAAAAGGGGCGCGUGAAAAUGGCGAUAGUGUACGCGCUGAUGGCGCAUGGCUCAGUGGUGCUGGUGGAGUUCAGCUCCACGCCCACGAUGGCGAACGCUAUCGCCCGAAAAAUCAUCGAGAAAUUUCCUGGCAACGAAGAUACGAACGCUUCCUACUAG